AUGCCAACUUCUCCAUAUGAUACCCACAAGAGGGUCAUGUCAGCCUUUUUGGCCGCUCUAUUUAUAUAUGCCACAGCAUCGGUGGCUGAGUUUAUACUCCGGACCCAGAACUCAGUUUACCACGGACUUGUCGGCAACAUCCGCCUCUUUGCUAGCGCCGUUGCUACAGUUUUCCUUCUGGUGGUUCUUGCCCCAGUUUUGGCGUACUGCAUUUCUGUUCUAUGGACUUGUUUACUUGUGAGAUUAGCAUAUGAAUCAUGUCAAGAAUUCUACCAAUUGCUAUGCCAAACAUAUACUGACGUGUUGAAAAAGCUAUCAGAAAGUGCGAGGAGCAGCAAAGAGCUAGUCAGCAGAAAGUGGAGAUAUGUUGCCUGGGCAUUUGUAUUCUCCUUGAUUUUCCGGCAAGACAUUCAAUUGAGCUAUCUCAAUGCCACUGUUGUUAAAAUUGCAGUUGCAAUGCCUCAUUGGUCUAAUAUGGAUUAUAUGGUAGUCCCUGUCAUAGUUGGUGCCCUGUUUGCUGUAAAUGUAGACAUGGAAAGUGAUCCACAUUAG
Molecule: messenger RNA, 552 nt
Organism: Dovyalis caffra
Lineage: Eukaryota; Viridiplantae; Streptophyta; Magnoliopsida; Malpighiales; Salicaceae
Source: the annotation of a GenBank genome assembly